Penicillium subrubescens is the source of this 720-nucleotide messenger RNA. RefSeq lists its product as uncharacterized. The record is from RefSeq and is a predicted model, not a curated record. The transcript has a single exon. Bases 1 to 720 code for a protein of 239 amino acids. NCBI's taxonomy places the organism in Eukaryota, Fungi, Ascomycota, Eurotiomycetes, Eurotiales, Aspergillaceae.
AUGCCGGCUAACUUCCUCAACCUCCCGGGUGAACUCCGCAACAAGAUAUAUGGCUAUGUUUUAUUGCGUGAAGACCCUAUAGACCCUUGCUGGUCCGGAGACCGUGAACUGGAGCUUAACGUUCUUCGCACGAACAAGACGGUUUACAAAGAGGCCAAAUCGCUACUUUUCGGGCAGAAUCAUUUCGAUUUUAUUGAGUGCAACUUUCAGAUGAUAGCCCGUUUCCUUGAUAGAAUUGGACAUGAUAGUGCGAAUCACAUCCAGCAUAUUCGUAUCGACUUCCCUGUUCACCGAUAUCUCGAUGAUGAGGACGGUAUGAAGGAUGACAGCCGUCGCACCCUCGAAAAACUUCAGAGCAGCUGCGCCAACUUGAGGACACUUACCACAUCUCCACGUAGCAAGGGUGGCUUGGAGCCUAGGCUUGGGGAGAAUGGAGGCCCUCAAAUUGUUGCCGAGGCCUUCGCGGAAAUCGAUGCUCUCUUCAGAGCAAUAUCGUCCCUUCAAGAGAUUAUUGUCGAGGUUUAUAAGGACGGUAUAAGUGAUUUUUCAAGAAAGGAGAUGGAGAGUCACGGAUGGGUAAUCCGCGUGGUAGAAGAAGAAUGGGACGAAAGGUCUUGGGGGGAUUUUGAGGAUGAUGAUAAUUUCUAUAGUGACGACUACGAUGUUGAUGACUAUGAUAUCGACAAUGACAGUGACUUUUGGCGGAGGGCAGCGGACUAA